This is a messenger RNA of Dendrobium catenatum, 1242 nucleotides long. RefSeq names its product protein MALE DISCOVERER 2-like. NCBI's taxonomy places the organism in Eukaryota, Viridiplantae, Streptophyta, Magnoliopsida, Asparagales, Orchidaceae. The coding region runs from base 323 to 574 and encodes 83 amino acids. The record is from RefSeq and is a predicted model, not a curated record. The transcript is spliced from 3 exons.
AAAAGAACAACCGCCCACCUCCCCGAAAACUCACCUCCUACCUCCCUAUCUCGCCAUCUCUACCGGAAAAGGAAAGAAAGAGUAAGCCGGAAGUAGGUCGGCGAGGCGAUAUAUGUAGCAGAGACGGCCCAAGGGGAUUAAAAAAUGGCAGCGACUGAUAUAUGCAUUAUUUUCUCGCAUGGACCUUACCUUGGGAAAUUCUAAUCCCUAUAUCUUCUUUCCGCGUGCCCGACACUCCACGGAAGUUCCCUUUUUUUGACUCUACUAUGGAUCCUGAAUUCCUUUGCAGCUCCCUCAUUAAGUUUCUUCGGUUUUAGAGGAGAUGGGGUGGUUUAGUCUAUCAUGGCGAUUUGCUACUUUGAUUUUGCUCUGUUGGGAGCUGGAAAUCGCUGCUGCUGUCAGCGUUCAAGGUAAGGCUCUGUUGAGGUUGAAGGAGAAGUUGGUGGAUCCGUUCGGCGUUAUAGCGGAUUGGAAUGAGGAGGGCGCUUCUGAUCCAUGGUCGUUGUGUGGUGCGGAAUGCACUGAUGGAAGAGUUGCGUCUCAUUUGGACCUGAUUGCCUUAUCAACAAAUUGAGUAUCCGGAGCAUCCAUUGGUUAGUUUCUCCUGGCUGAAAAUUAUUAAUGUAGCAUUGAUCCCAGUGAAUUGAUAUCAUGGUGUGCCUGCAAAUGCAAUUUUAUGCACUAAUGUUGUUGUGGACGUGUUUGAUCCAUAUAUGUCUGCGGGUGUUAUUAGAAAUUUACUAGCAAAUACGGAACAAGCCUAAGAAAGGAAAAAUAGAGAGAAAGAGAAAACUUGAUAGAUAAGCUCUAGAAAUUUCACUAGAUCUCAGUCAAUCAUAUUAUGCUAUGCUCAUCCUCUUACUCUCUAUUUAUAGUUUAAGAUUGAGGUUCAAUGCUAAAAGAAUGAUUACAUCAAGUAAUACAAAUAAAAUUAAAUAACAAGACUUAACAAUGUUUGUUGUAAAAAUGUACAAGUGUUGUUGCAUGAUAGCUAUUCAAGUACUUGGGCAGCUCUUAAUGAGUUCUAUGUUGAGGAAAAGAUCAUUUGAGGAAGAGCUUCUUAUGCAAACUCACUUGGGGAGAUUAACGACUCCUCUUACUCUCCAUGUGAUGUCUAAAAAUUUGAUUAGAAUUCUUUAAAUAUAAAUUAUGUUUAACCUCAUGAGAUGAAAGAUACCCUUGAUUUUUGUGUUUAAAAGCAUACGCAUGUAAAUUUUACUUCGAAUAAAAAUGAUGGUUGUU